AGGUAGCAGAGAAGCAUCAGGGCAGGAACACGAAAGUGCUGGCUGUAUAUUGUCGGAUGAGGAGGAACGUGCCGAUGAAAUUCAAUCCUCUUCUAGCCUUUGUCCCAGUGACAUUGGUGGGGAUGUGGGUGGUCACUUGUGAUGAUGGACAAAGUGAAACCCCUGGAGAACGGACUGUGAGGCUCAGCGGUACCAGCUCCAAGUGUUCUGGGUUGUUGGAGAUUUAUCUCGCAGGCAAAUGGAAGAGCAUUUGUAGCACAGGUUGGACACAGCAGAAUGCAGACCUUGCCUGUAAACAGCUAGGCUGCGGUUUUCCCUUUGGACUGCUGCAACCGUUUGCCAAAGAACCGCAGAAGCAAGAGAUGCUCGUGUUGGGCUGCCAGGGAAAUGAGACAGCCCUGAAGGACUGCGCCCUGCAAGAAUCCAACUGCACUUCCCAUUUGGCCUUGGUUUGUCAAGAUCCCAUGGAAACCUCAACAGUAUCACAGCCAACAACAGCACCUUUCGUGACCUCCUUAAAACCCACUGUUGCUCCAAGGAUAAGGCUAGAAGAUGGGACCUCUUUAUGCUCUGGGACUACGGAGCUGAAGUUUGGAGGUCGCUGGGAAAUGGUUUGCCUGGCUUUGCAAAGCUGGUGGGAUGGGUUAGCACCCAGGGAUUGCCAAGGAGCAAAGUGUGAAGCUUCAGUAGGACUUAAGGACCUGGCGUGGAGGAAUCCGUUGCCUGCCCACUGGUCGACGGUGCAGUGUGAGCAAAGGAACCUUAGCUUGGGCUGUCUCGACAAGACACAAGGGUGCUUGAUAACCUUGGUUAAAUGUUCAGACCAAGUUUCCAAGCCCAGGGUGUCCAAUGCUGAGACCGUCUUGGGAAUCCUGCUGGGUCUUGUCCUCACAGCUGCCCUCCUGUUUUUCUGUGUUUCCCCAACCUAUAAAAAGCUGUUGAAGAAAUAUUCAAAAAACAGAGAGCACCAGUGGAUUGGCCCAAAUGGAAUGAAUCAAAAUGUUUCAUUCCAUCGCAGCAGUUCUGUCACGUUCCAGCUACGUCCUGAAAGCCAAGAGGUUCAGGAAGAAAAUGAGUAUCCAGCCCUGAAGAAAAACCUUUCUCUCUCACCCUAUGCAGCUCUGGAAGGGGCAAGCAACAGAUCCUCCAACCCCCCAGACAACUCUUCUGACAGUGAUUACGACUUAUGUUCUGCACAACGGCUGUAAAAUCGGAAAGAUACAGAUGGAAUCCAAUACAAGGGAAGGCUGGG
Zootoca vivipara (common lizard) is the source of this 1252-nucleotide messenger RNA. RefSeq names its product CD5 molecule (gene CD5). Gene Ontology annotation, cellular component: plasma membrane. Gene Ontology annotation, biological process: T cell costimulation. NCBI's taxonomy places the organism in Eukaryota, Metazoa, Chordata, Lepidosauria, Squamata, Lacertidae. The record is from RefSeq and is a predicted model, not a curated record.